Arachis duranensis is the source of this 859-nucleotide messenger RNA. Its product is annotated as barwin. Bases 76 to 711 code for a protein of 211 amino acids. Gene Ontology annotation, biological process: defense response to fungus; defense response to bacterium. Gene Ontology annotation, molecular function: chitin binding; RNA nuclease activity. The record is from RefSeq and is a predicted model, not a curated record. Lineage: Eukaryota; Viridiplantae; Streptophyta; Magnoliopsida; Fabales; Fabaceae. The transcript has 2 exons.
GCCAUGUAUAUAAAUAACCUGAAACCAAAUUAAACCUCAGUCAAGUAAUUAAGUUAGUUAAUUUGGAGAAGAAAUAUGGCUAGAGUGGGAACGUGCAUUGUACUAUCACUGUGCCUAAUAAUGGUAACCAUGGCAAUGGGUGAGCAAUGUGGCUACCAAGUCGGCGGCGCGUAUUGUGCAAACAGCCUCUGCUGUAGUAAGUAUGGGUGGUGUGGCACUACUUACGACUAUUGCUCACCGGAUGCCGGUUGCCAGAGCAACUGUUGGGGCGGUUCUACACCCACUCCUACACCUCCCACCCCCACUCCCGGAACACCUGUCCGCGCCACCUAUCAUUACUAUUUGCCAGAGCAAAACGGAUGGGAUUUGAUGGCCGUCAGUGCAUACUGCUCCACCUACGACGCCAAUAAGCCUCUUUCGUGGCGGAGCAAGUACGGAUGGACAGCUUUUUGCGGCCCAGUUAGCCCCGGAUUUCCUGCUGCCUGUGGAAGGUGCAUCUUGGUGACUAAUUCAGCAACAAAAGCAUCCGAAAUAGUGAGGAUUGUGGAUCAAUGCAGCAAUGGAGGGUUGGAUUUGGACGUUGGAGUGUUCAACAGAAUUGACACCGAUGGCAGAGGAUACCAGCAGGGCCAUCUCGAUGUCACUUACUCCUUUGUCGAUUGUGGGGAUUCCCUUUUCGACCCUAAAAUCUCUCUACCCUUAUCUGCUUAAUUAAUUAAUCUAAUUUGUAUUUUGUGUAUGAGAAAUAAGUGCCAUGGCUUAGUCUUUGCCGUGAGUUACACGACGGCACGUGCUCAACUACUUAUGGAUUUUGUUAUCCAAUUUAUCUAGAGUUUAAUUACCUCCUUCCUUCCAAUAA